Molecule: messenger RNA, 2030 nt
Organism: Peromyscus maniculatus bairdii (prairie deer mouse)
Lineage: Eukaryota; Metazoa; Chordata; Mammalia; Rodentia; Cricetidae
Gene: Ngb
Product: neuroglobin
Molecular function (GO): oxygen binding; heme binding
Source: RefSeq, a predicted model, not a curated record
GAAGGAGGCCACAUCGUCCCGGCCCAGGAGAGCUUACAGCCAGUCCCCAGCCAGAGGAACUCUUCCGAGGAAAACACAGGCUUAGGACCAGAGAGGUUCCAGGAGAGGGGCGACGGGCGUCCAGUCUCACCACCGGGAAGAGAGGGAGAAGGAGCAGGCAGGCCCCACGGAAGGACGGCUGGUUUACAGCCUCACCCCAGGCUCUGCCAUCACCAAAAGGCCACACUCCCUUUCUCACUGCAGAUCCCUAGGCCAAUCUAAAACUUCAGAAAAGGACUUUGCAACACCCCGCCCCGCCCAGAUGGAAAGGGAAUACAUUUAGUUACACAAAAGAGUUACACAAAAGUCCAAGCUCCCCCCCCAGUGAGGCUGACAUUUUCUGUUUGUGCCAACUGUAUUUUUUUUUUUCAAACUCCUCCCCCUCUGGCGCCCACUGUGACUUUACUGUGUUACUUAAGGCAGCUUGCUUAGUCUCUCUGGGCUUCCGUUGCCUCCUCUGAACUCACAGCUUAAAAGUACGAGGGAUAUACAACUAUAGUUAAUGGAUAAAAAAUGCUUAGGGCUCAGUAGUACAAGGCGUGUGUUCCUAAUGUCGCCGCCCAGCCUCCUCAGAUAUGAGAACACUGGCAAGUUUGGAUCCCAAAAGGAAAUUUCCCCUAGAUUUUGGUUUGAAAUUCCUGCUUGUCCCAAACUCAAGUCACCUCAGUUGUUUAAGGAGGAGCUACGGUCUGCCAGGCUCUUUACCCUGGAACCCAGCCUGCUGCCUCUCUUCCAGUACAACGGCCGCCAGUUCUCCAGCCCUGAGGAUUGUCUCUCCUCCCCAGAAUUCCUGGACCACAUUAGGAAGGUGAUGCUGGUAAUUGAAACUGCGGCGACCCAUGCGGAGGACCUCUCUUCACUGGAGGAGUACCUGGCCGGCUUGGGCAGGAAGCACCGGGCUGUGGGAGUAAGGCUCAGCUCCUUCUCGACAGUGGGUGAGUCCUUGCUCUACAUGCUGGAGAGGUGCCUCGGUCCUGACUUCACACCAGCCACAAGGAACGCCUGGAGCCAACUCUACAGAGCUGUGGUGCAAGCCAUGAGCCGAGGCUGGGGUGGAGAGUAAGAGAAGAGCCAGUGCCCUCACCUGUCCAUCUGUCCAUCUGUCCAUCUGUCCAUAGUAGCCUCAGCCCCUCCCCCAGGGCUCCCCUGCACCUUGGCCCUCACCCCCUUGGCCAUCCUAGAGAGGUGUUGGAAGAGGGCUCUGUCUCAGCUCCUGGUCAGCUGCAGAGAGGUGGUUUUUUUCCUUCCAGAGGAGCCUUUGGGCUCCCCUCAUCCCCACAGAUGAUGCACCCCUGCAUGCCUGGUUAGCUCUCCCCAUGAGGCAAAAUAGAGUUUGGGCAGCGAGGUGGCAUGGGGGCUCUUCUCAGAGAAGCCUCAGCCAAGGUGAGGGUAAAGUGACUAGGUUUCUAGAACCUUCCAUCUCGUCUGCUCAGUGUCUGAUGCUUUCCUGCCAGGCUGCUUACUUUCCAAAAAUGAGGAGAAGGAGCAGCUUUAGUGUUUCUGGGGAGCUCAGGGAAGGGGAACAGGGAGGAUGGUGUUCGUCAGAGGCAGUGAGCACCCAAGGUCUCAAAGCUCAGAUGCCCUAUACAAAAUUUCCUAUGUCCUUGGUUCAGGGUUUCUGGUAGAAGCUCCCCAGGAUUCUUUUUGGGGUGGGGAACCAAGCUGGCCAGCCGGAACGGAGAGGCUAGUAGGGCGAGGAGGAGUGACCUCAUCCCACAUGGCCCUGAGUCCCAAGGCUCUUACUGCCACCCUAGCCUAGCAGGGCUGAAUCUUGUCUCCCCGCCCUCUUCUGCUCACUGGCCACCCUCCAGCUGCGGGCUCCUAACUCUGUGUUUAACCCUUGAGGGGGAACUGUGCCUGGGCAGAUGAGCGGGAGAGAAUACAGGGGGAGAGGCCCUCGUCCCCACGCCCAGCCACCCACACUUUCUUGCUCUGUGUUGUGAUUCUAUACGCUCGAUGCUCACAAGAAAUAAACAUGUCCUGUGUGCUGA